Messenger RNA from Vicia villosa (hairy vetch), 1759 nucleotides. RefSeq names its product protein MAIN-LIKE 1-like. The record is from RefSeq and is a predicted model, not a curated record. Lineage: Eukaryota; Viridiplantae; Streptophyta; Magnoliopsida; Fabales; Fabaceae. The coding region runs from base 95 to 1291 and encodes 398 amino acids. The transcript is spliced from 4 exons. Gene Ontology annotation, biological process: meristem maintenance; meristem development.
ACUUAUUUGUAAAAUAAUCAUCUUUACUUCUCUCUUCUCUGUGCUAUCCGGUCGUGGAAGAACUAGUAGAAGACCCGUGCGUCCGCACGGGAACAUGUCAGGCAACCAACCAGCACGCAUCAGACAGGGUAGAGAGACCCAGACUGCGUCGGCUAGAUGCGAGCGGGCGGCGGCGCAGCUGGCGUCGACUCAGGGACGGGGGCAGGGCCGGGGACGCCGUGUGCGAGUUCCCGUGGACGUGGGGGAGGGUACCUCUUCAUCUGGAUCUAGGAGUCGGUUGGCUCGGGUAUCUUCUUUCCGCCAGCGAGAGGAGGAGGAGGAGGAGGAGGUGGCAGUGCCAUACCUUGAGCCGGAGGGGGUACCGGAUGUUGACCCUCCACCUGGGGAGGAGGAUGAGCAGGAGGACAGCUACCUGGGAGGGCCCAUUGACACUUCCGUGCUGAUAUCCUACCGUGACCACGUCGCUAGGCGUAUCUGGGAGGGAGAGGAGAGAGAUCCUUUGAAAAUGGUGAACCAUACCCAAAAGAUUUUCAAUCUGUUUAAACCAGCAGCUGAGUGGUUUAACGACGCGGUGCGAGGUUCAGGGCUUAGCGGGCUCUGCAUGACGGGGUACAUCACCAUCAGCCACGGCAUGCAGGGGGCAUUUGUGGAGCGCUGGCACAAGGAGACGUCUUCUUUCCACUUGCCGGUUGGGGAGAUGACGAUCACCUUGCAUGAUGUGCAGUGUCUUCUCCACCUGCCCAUCAGGGGGCUGCUGUUGACCCACUCCCGGAUCCAGAGGGUCGAGGCCAGUCAGUGGAUGGCGCUCUAUUUGGGCAUGGAGCCCGAAGUUGCUGACUUUGAGUGUGCCACGAUAUCUGGGCCUCAUAUCCGGUUCACCACACUGAGCCGCUAUUUCGAGCACCACCUAGACGCAGCGGCCGAUGCCGAAGCCGCGGGUGACGAUCUAUUCACACAGUAUCACCGCGGCUGCGCUCUCCGGUGCUGGUACAUGCAUGUGGUAGGCGUUGCAUGCUUUGUGGACAAGAGUGCAAGGUACGUCGACGUGACCUACCUCCGCUACUUCAUGGACCUGGAUACCGUUCACCAGUGGAACUGGGGGGCAGCUACUCUGGCAUACCUCUACCAAAAGCUGAAUGAGGCCUCCAACUGGAGGACGAGGCAGUUGGUUGGAUCCUGCACACCCGACGCUCCCGGCGCUCCUAGGCAAGCACACGAGGAGAUCCUCGAGAACCAGCAGGCCGAGGAUGACCACGCCAUUGAUCUCCUGCCGAUCUGCCAGCGGAUAUAGAUGCUUGGGCGGGACGCGUUGGAUCGAGGUGUCGUUCAUCAGGGCGGUCCAGAGGCAGUCGCCGUGAUGGAGAUGAUCGUCACUGAUGCAGGCCGUGCGGCGGCAUACAGGCGGCAGAGGAGGGCCCAGGGUGAGAGGGUUAGGCACACCCAGUAGUGGUCGGGUUUAUUUAUUUUUUGUUUUCGGAUUGUAUCUUUAGCACAGUAUUUUUAUUUGGAUUUGGAUCGGCUUGAAUUAUAUGACUCAAUAAAAUCCAAAUGAAUAAAAUAAAUAUUUUCUAAUUAAAAUUAAACUAUAGGAAAAAAUGCAAAAGCCCAUUCUUGAUUAGGGAUCGGUUUAUUUAAAAAAUAAAUAAUUAAACAAAAAAGGAAAAGAAAAUUUUUGAAUAAUAAUUUUUAUAACAAAAUAAAUAAGUUUAUACAAAAUUUUGUUCAGUAAAUAGAGUUGUAUAGGCCAUAUAUGAAUAUA